This is a messenger RNA of Lotus japonicus, 5726 nucleotides long. RefSeq lists its product as uncharacterized. NCBI's taxonomy places the organism in Eukaryota, Viridiplantae, Streptophyta, Magnoliopsida, Fabales, Fabaceae. Gene Ontology annotation, molecular function: histone H3K4 methyltransferase activity; protein binding. The transcript is spliced from 14 exons. Bases 505 to 5385 code for a protein of 1626 amino acids. The record is from RefSeq and is a predicted model, not a curated record. Gene Ontology annotation, cellular component: histone methyltransferase complex. Gene Ontology annotation, biological process: positive regulation of DNA-templated transcription.
UCUCCCAGCAUCAACUUUUGUGUCAGUAUGCUGUCAGCCUUGUUGUCUCGUAUUACCCCUCAGGUGCUGUCCCCUCACUCCUUUUCCCUCUUCUUCAUCUCUUUCUUUCUCUCUGUUUCUCUGCAACUCUCUUUCUCCAAUCUAGGGUUAUCACUUUUCACUUUUCCUCCACUGUUCUGCAAUCACUGUGCACAUUGGACGAGCUUAACAAAAGUCAGAUUGAGGUGAAUGCACGUCGUUGUCCUUAUACAUGAGUUACUCAUGGUUAAGAUCAAAAUUUGUUCGAGAGAUGCAAGGCCCUGUUAACCCCAGUUGUUUGUAUUCUACCAACCAUGGAUAAAGCCAUGCUGAUGUUGGAAAUUCAUUUCUGGCUCGCCUUUAUGGUCGUCCUUCAUUGUUACAGUGUGAUUUCCAGGGGUCGUAGGAUUGAAAGCUUUGCACGCCAUCUGGUAAUUUAUUGCUGCUAGUGGGAAUUCUGUUGUUGAUUCUAUAGAAAGUGGAAGAAUGGCAAAAUCUGGUGGGAGGCUGAUAACAGAAAAUUUAAUUAAUCAUAACCUACAAGGCUGGACAGACACUUUUCCUGAUAGUUCUUCCAAGGCAAUGGUUGGCUUGAGAAGUGGUAGUAAUUUUGUAUUCCAUAAUAUUCAGAGCAGUAAUACUGCUGCCCAGCUCUCAUUUCCUGGCGGUGAGAAAGCAAGGGAGUCCUUUUCUUCAAGUGGGCAGGGGCAAUGCCAUGUUACAAGCCCUAUAUCUAGUCUAAAUGUUUGCUGCUCAAAUGCUCAAACUGCUUCAAAAAUUGCGGUAGAACAGAGCUCGUCUAAAUAUGCAUCUCCUCUUACGAGUGGCUGUCCCCGGGUGUUCUGCAUGGGAAAAAGUGGCUAUCUUCUUAUCAGCAAUACAGGACUUCUUGGCAUUGUUUGCUCAUGUCAUUUUUGUCACAUGUCCGUCCUCAAGUUCUGUGAGCAUUCAGGGAUACAUGGUGUCAACCCUGGGGAUGCUGUCUGUAUGGAAAGUGGUGAGACCAUUGCACAAUGGCAGAAACUAUACUUCUUGAAGUUUGGGAUUAGGUCUCAGGGGAAUGAGAAUGAAUGGGACUGGCCAGAAGUACUAUCAACAACAGGCUGUCUGAUGAAGUCCAAUGCAUCUGCAUCUGAUAUGUGCAAGAGCGAUUUUCCUCAAAUUCUAUGUUCUUCUGCAAUCACAUUAAGGUCUGGAAGGUCUUCUGACUAUGUUAUGUUUCCAAGGAGUGCUGAUACAUACCACAAUUUAUAUAAUGGCGCAUUGUCCAGAAAACAAAUAACAACAAUCCAGGAUGGUUCCAACACUCCGCACAAAGGUUUUACCGGUAUUUCACAAAACAACUUUCAUGAACGAGUGAAACCUAAGGCUACCUAUAUGACUGCAACAAACAUCGGUGGUGCGCACAUAGAUGUUGAAAGUCAGCAUAUCCCUCAUUUCCUUCAUUCUCCAAAAAGGCAUGGAAACUUAUCAAUUGAUCACUCCCCCUCACAAACUCCAACAAGCCUUCUAAGAGACCAUGCAUGCAUCAAAAUGAAUAAUGCAAAGGAAGGUCUAGUAGGAGCAGAUGCAGCUUCCUCUAAUUUUGAGCUUAGGCUUGGUCAACCACCUCAGACAGUAAAUACAGUUCCAUCACUGUUUAAUGCCCUAGCCAGUCCUUCAAAAUUGCAACCUCAGGAGCACAUGAUUAAUAGUGCAGACCUCAGCAGGGAGGAGAAAUUCCAGAAUAAUAUUGCCUAUGCUGCUAGCUCAUUGAAAAUGGUUGAAGAACAACCUCAGUUUAGAGCUACGAACUAUUUGUCUGGUGUUAAUAAUGCUUCAGCUACUGCUAGAGCUAGAUCACAAAAUGUAAAUGUGGCUAAGAGUUUAUUGUUUUCACCAUUUCCACAAUUUAAUCAUCAGCCGAACGGAAAGACAAAAACAAGCGAAAUUUUAGUGAAUGAUAGUGGGCCUAUCAUGCACAGGAAAGGGCAUUCUGAAUGUUGUAACAUGCAGCUUAGUCCUACUAAUGUUCUCUGUAAUAGUAAUGGUCGUGCAGAAAGGGAAUCAAAUAAUUCUGCACAAGUAUCUAAUAACUAUUUGGCCAAUGAUAAGGGUGUGAGCUUUGCUAAAGACUGUUGUGCCAAAAUAAAUUCAGAAUUUGGAAUCAGUCAGUUCAUGGAUCUUGACUCCAUCACAAGAGCUGUUAGUGGUAGUGAUAGUUAUAUUUCAUCUGUUAAUGUAAGGAUCAAUGAAUCAAGCCUGUCACCAAAUACUUCUGCCAAUACAAAUUUUUUCCAAGGUUCAAAAAAUAAAUCUUCUUUUGGACAAGACAAUCACGAGACUUCAGGGACAGCCAUUGCAUUUGAGGGAAUUUUGAAUGGGCUUCCCAACCAUUUUUCAAGCUCUACGGCAAAUCAGACACCUACUUUUCUGCAAAAACAGGAUAUUAAUAUGAAUACUUGUUUGCUUGAUGAAAAUAUGAGGUUGCUUGCGAAGACACAGAUACUGGAAUUAUCACAGCAGCAACAUGCAUUGUCUUUUCAUCAUAUGAAUCAAAAGCAAGGGAGAUCCAGCAAUAUUUCAAAAGCUCAGCACUAUAUCUAUGAGACCUCAACAUCUGAACAGGGUACUUCUGGUGUGUCAUUGACAUUGCCCCAAAAUAGAGGGUUUUGUGGAAAUGAUGAUGGUUUUAACAAACAGGCUUCCCUCGUAGGACUGAACAAAUAUUGUCUCUCUGCAUUGGGACCAAUUCCUUUACAUUCUGUACAAAAGGAAUCACAAUGUAAAUGUUCCUGUGAUCUUCGCCAUGAUGAGCCAUCGUUAAGCCUUGGAAUAAGCAAAGACAAUAUCAGAUCAUGUUCAUGUGAAAAAUGCUCUGAGCAACCAUCAGAUACACAUUUGGUAGACAAAUGCACUUGUGCUGCUCGGGUGAACUUUUCUGGAAGAAAAUUUUACUUGGGAAUUGAGCCCUCUCAUUAUAUCUUAAAACAGCAAUUUGAAAUUGCCAGUGGUGAAACUUCCUUAAAGAGAGCUUCCAAAUGUAAAAGAGAUCAGAAUGCUUCCAAGGGUGAAAAUAUCCACUUUGAGCAAGAUGGGAAGUUAAAUGGCCAAUGCUCAAUCAAAAUUGGCACUCAGACACCUCAAUGGAGAGAUGUGCCAAGUAAGGUCAGGAAAGCAGCUUGUGGUGCAUUGUCUUCAGACCAGAGAGAUACUGUUUUGGAUUCCAAAGGAAAAGACAGUAUUCAACAUGGAAACUUCUGUGCCAAUCGCUUCAAAAGAAAUAUUCAUAAGGUAGACUGGUUGAAAGAGCAAGAAAAUUUUAAUGCUUCUUCAGGAUAUUCUGCUCAUGUGGUAUCUCAGGCAUCUGCAGAGGCCAGCAAGGUUGAUUCUUGUACUGUUGAUGUGGUAGACACUGGUUGUGGCGACAACCUUAUAGUUGACGAGGGAUCAGGAAUUGAUAAAGGCUGGUCAUCUGAUGUGGCUGAAAAUGAAAUAAGUUCUGAGCUUCUAAGCUUAACGAGUGGAGGUUACUUGAGAAAUGGUUAUCUGAGAGGCUCAAAUGAUCAAACUUGUCACAGCCCCCUUGAUGAGCAUAAAGUAUCAGAUUCUUUGAUGUGGAAAAAAGACCGGGAUCAAAAUCACAUUGUUCUUUCUGCUAAUUGUCAAGCCAAUCAAUCUGAGAAUGUCAAGAAAGGCUUAAAAGGUAAAAAGCGAAAGAGAAAUGAGAAGACGAUGUUAGACGCUUCACUGCCUUCGGGAAUCUCUUCCUUAUUGGAUAAUAACGAGGAUGGUGAAAGUACUGUACUUUUUAAGACCCAUUCAAGUUUGUCCAAAGUAACACAAAUGUACUUUUCAUGUAGCCACCAAAGAUCAUCUAACAAGACUUCUAUUUCUCAGCCUAGUACCAAACAAAGACAUGCUGCAUUUUCAUCCAAAUUCCUUUCUUGUAAUAAUCAUCCAAGCAAAAACCUCAGUGACAAAGAUAGCCAUGACUCAGAAUCAAAUAUCGAUGCUAGGUUUCAAACAUUGCCUGAAGUUUCUGGAAUAAAUAAAUUGAAAAAGGGUUUCACUUCUGAUUGUUUUGGGAACUCUCAAAUGCCAGAUCUAUCCUAUACAGAACAUGGAAAUGCUAAGCUGAGGUCAUUCAAUAGCAGGAAAGCAAAUGCUCAUAGAACAACAAGGCCAGUUGUAUGUGGAAAGUAUGGUGAGAUAUCUAGUGGACACUCGGCUAUAGAAGAAUCAAAACCAGCUAAAAUUGUUCCUCUCAGCAAGGUUCUUAACACUUCAAAAAGAUGUAUGGUCCCUACAAAUGGCAAAUCUAGACUAACUUCAAAAAAGAACCGGAAGAGAUGGAAGUUCGGUACCAGUAGCGGGCAUUACUGUGGGCAACCUGGUUUAAAAACUGAGGAAGAUGAUGAAACCCAUAACACAACGAUCUGCAAUGAAUCAAACAUUGAUAUGUCAAUGGAAGAUUUGGUGAGGGGCAGCAAGCCAUAUGUUAUGUAUAAAGGGAUGAAAGAUGAUACCAAAACUACGGAGUGUGAUAAGAUUGUAAAUAGAGCUGAUGCUCAAUUGAAGGUAAAGAAAAAGGAAAUUCGGAAACAGCGAAGCAUUAAUGAACUCACUGCUAAAGAGAAUUAUUUCCCUGAGAAACGCCCACUCACGUAUGAUCCUAUUGAUGAGAUGGACAGUCGACAAGAAAGGGAAUUUUCCUGUGCCAGGACAGACGGUUACAAGGGCCGUAGAUUGGAUGGUUUGCAGAAUAAUCAUUACAGUGCCUUAAAAGCCAAGGGGGCAUGCCUUGUUCCUGAGGAGCAGUUAAAUGCUUGGAUUCACAUUAAUGGGCAGAAAUUGUAUUCACAGGGACUCCCAAAAUUUCCAGAUUCAGAUAUUGAGCAUGAUUGUAGGAAGGAAUAUGCCCGGUACAAGCAAGCAAAGUGCUGGAAACACCUUGUUGUAUACAAAUCUGGGAUACAUGCUCUUGGUCUCUACACUUCUCGAUUCAUUUCUCGAGGUGAAAUGGUUGUCGAGUAUGUUGGUGAAAUUGUGGGGCUACGUGUGGCUGAUAAAAGAGAAAGUGAAUAUCAUUCAGGAAGGAAACUGCAGUACAAGAGUGUCUGCUACUUCUUUAAGAUAGACAAAGAACAUAUUAUAGAUGCCACAAGGAAAGGGGGGGUGGCUCGAUUUGUUAACCACUCAUGCCUGCCAAAUUGUAUUGCAAAAGUGAUUACUAUAAGGCAUGAGAAGAAGGUUGUCUUCUUUGCAGAGAGGGACAUAUUUCCUGGUGAAGAGAUUACGUACGACUACCACUUUAACAAUGAAGAUGAAGGAAAGAAGAUUCCAUGUUAUUGCAAUUCAAAAAAUUGCAGGCGCUAUAUGAACUGAAUGUCGCAUAUGUGAAUAGCAUGAUACCUUACCUGUUUGACCCCCAUAGGCAUAUUAACUUGUGGGGCACUUUGUAGUGCUUAUUACACUCAUAAGUAUUUCUUUGCCUAUCAAUCUGGGAAGGGGGAAUUCAAGGUACCGCGUUGUGAACAGGUAUCAUGUGAAGUUAAUGGAUAGUCAUUGUAAAUAUAACCAGCAAUCUAGCAUGAAUUGGAGACAUGAUCGAUGGGCUACACUUUGCGUUCAUGUUCUUGUAAACUUACAUCUGUUUUCAUUGUGUAUGUUGUGAAAAUUCUAUAUUUUAGUUCUUAAUGGUAACUUACCUGAGAAUUGACGAUAAA